Messenger RNA from Nicotiana tabacum (common tobacco), 747 nucleotides. The record is from RefSeq and is a predicted model, not a curated record. Lineage: Eukaryota; Viridiplantae; Streptophyta; Magnoliopsida; Solanales; Solanaceae.
AUGGAGUCUGAAAUCGAAUACCGCCAUCCCUGCUCGAUUGGAGGCCUCCUAAUUCGGCAUCAAGUAUCACAAAUCAAUAACGAUAGGAGUAAUAAUACUACUAUUUCUCCUUCUUCUUUACCCACUUUAGCCAUUCAGUUUCACCUUAACACUGAUGAACAAUUUUGGUAUAGACCAGCACCCCAUGAACCUGCACAAUUCCAAGGAGAGCGAAGCCAUAUCAAUUCACUUCGUGAUCUCACACUGCCCCCUUUUGUAUACAUGUCAUAUGACAUGUUCUACAGUGCCAUGCAAUCAAAUCUCAACAACUGGGGUGAGGAGUUUGAUAGGAAUUAUCGCCACGUCGUCAUCCGUGAUAUGAUAGGCAAAGUACGUGAAAUUGUUGAUGAUGAGUCUAACAAAGGUCGCCGUAUCUUGAAGGUGUUCGUUUCUUUAACUUUAGUCAUUGACCAUUAUUCUGAUGAGAGGAGUUUGUUGGAAGGAUUGUCACCGCGCUUCAACGGGACGGUACCUGCUCGUAAGUCAUCCAUCAUGGAGCUGCCAGAGAGAAUGGAGAUCGAUGAAGAUGAACGUAUAAAUGAUGACUGUGUCAUCUGUUUUGAAGAACUCGGGAAGGAGAGGAAGAUUUUGUGCAUGCCUUGCUCCCACAUGUUUCAUGGAGAAUGCAUUACGACCUGGUUGGAGAAGAGUCAUCGUUGCCCUAUUUGUCGCUAUGAGAUGCCAACUGCUCAUGUAUUAGACUCCUAG